AGAAAAUGAAAAAUGUUAUCCUGCUUGUCAUGGUGUUCCUGUGUUCUGUCGAGUGUGCAAGUCAAAUUGAACAACUGAAAGGUACACCCUGCACUGAGGCUGAUGCAUUUCUGGAAUAUUCUUGUCUUUUGAGCUUGAAAGCUUUCCUGGGGAAGAUUGAUGAAGUGGAUGUAAGGAAUAAGAACGACCUCAACAAAUUCGACAAAUCUUGCACCCAAUUCACUCCAUGUUUGAGAACCCUUCAAUGUGGCCCAGAACAUCCUGCAAGGAAACAAAAGCUUAAAUUGAUCAGAACCUAUUGUGAGAGUAUUGUCUUUAUUAGCAAAAAUUUUACGGAUUGCGAUGCGAAGCUUGAGAGCAAGAAUUCCACGUGCUACACUGCUUGGGACCCGUUCCUGGAAAAUUAUGAAGAAGAACUAGAUGAGAAGAAGAAAAAACAAAUGCUUCAAGAAAACUGCAAAGACUAUUUUGGAAAAGACAACUGUAUGAAGAAGGAGAUUACGGAGACAUGUGGUGAAGCCGAAUGGGUGAAAUUCCAAGCUAAUUUCAUCGGAGUCGGCAAUAUGCUCAGUAACUGCGACCUCAACAAAGUGCUAGAGGAUAUUUGAUACGCUUGAUUUAAAUCCCGUCGUGAUGUUUUCAUUAUAUCAAUAAAGUUGAACAUUUA
Messenger RNA from Caenorhabditis elegans, 667 nucleotides. RefSeq names its product T20D4.11-like domain-containing protein (gene T28A11.25). The transcript has 3 exons. Lineage: Eukaryota; Metazoa; Nematoda; Chromadorea; Rhabditida; Rhabditidae. Bases 6 to 608 code for a protein of 200 amino acids. The record is from RefSeq and is marked reviewed.